AUGGCCCUCCGUCACCUCAGCACCGGCGGCCUUGGCAAGCUUCGCGUCCAUGGGGAUGUUGAGCACGGGAUUGCCAGUCAGGUCAUAGUAGGCCUCCUGCAGAGUGCAGCCCUCAAUGUUAUCAUAGCCAGUGUAGAACUUCGCGUAGGCCUUCUCCAGCAGCAAGGGCCACCAGUGCUCCGUGGGGGAACGGGUGUACAGCACUUCACCCUCGUCCAGUGGGAUGUAGUCGUCGAUUUCUACCAUCACCCACUCUUUACCGCGAAAGAACUGGAAGGUGUAGCGGCCGUCACGGCGGACGUUCUUCGUGAUGAAGCAGUUCUGGAUUACGGCGGGGAACCGCACCAGAGUAGACAGUGCCGUGAGCAUGAAGCAUUCGUAGUGGUUGCCUUGUCCAAACUGCUCGCGCGAGAAGCUUGCUGGCAGGAGAGGCUGGUUCAGACCUUGUGGGUACAGUUCACCGAUACGGAUCCAAUGGUCCGAGAUGUGCUUGUUCUUUUCCAUGAAUACGGUGUCAUGGAAUACAUUGCCGCUGUCGGGGAUUUCCUGAAAGGCUUGGUAACUCAUUUUCUUGCAAGGGAUACUAUCUCUCAAGUAAGAUUCAGCGUGGAUGUGUAA
Molecule: messenger RNA, 618 nt
Organism: Trypanosoma grayi
Lineage: Eukaryota; Euglenozoa; Kinetoplastea; Trypanosomatida; Trypanosomatidae
Exons: 1
Coding region: 1-618 (205 amino acids)
Source: RefSeq, a predicted model, not a curated record